ACUAUAAAAGCGGCGAGAUUAAAGAAUUCGCAUGCAGUGCAUCCUAAGAAACAUCAAAUCCCGACACCAUGGCAGUUCGCGCUCUUAGCCUAGUGCUCCUGUGUACGUUUGUCACGGUCAUCUUCGGAUUGCCGGCUUUACCAGAGCCAGCUGUAAAUAUAUAUGAGGAACGCGCAUUAUCGACCGAGCUGCAACCGCCCGCGCUGUCCUCAGACGAAACGGAACACUAUGCUACAAUCUAUAUAAUUAAUUUGUUCGCUGUGAAAAAUAGUAGCAGCAAUGUAUCAGAGGAAAUGUUUCAAAAUGAAGUCGUAGAAACGUUACCUGACAUAAUAGAGCCACUAGUUUCUGUCAUCCUAGUAGUAGAAGAUGAUGAAAAUGAAGAGUCAGAAAAUCAUCGACCUGUCGAUCUCGACAAAUUUGCGGAGGGGUUGAAAGACGAAGGUAUCAAGGUCGACAAGAUCGAUCUCAACAGCAAAAUGAAAGUGCUUAAGAUGAAAUUGGAAAAGGCGGAGGCGCAGAGUAUGAUAGGCUCGGCUUUGAAGGGUGAACAGAAGAAAUUCCGUCAAAAGAGAUUCUCCUGUUACAAAGGUUGUGGUGGAGGAUAUGGUGGAGGAUAUGGGCAACAAGGUUAUACAGGUUAUGCAUUGAUACCAGUCUAUGUCACGAAUACAGGAGGACAUCGUGGUCAUCAUGGACAUGGUGGUCAUGGUGGUUAUGGUGGUCAUCAUGGACAUGGCGGCUGUUGCGGUGGUAAUGGUGGUGGUGGUGGUGGUUCAUACGCAAAUGCGCAAGCAUCAGCCUACGCGUCAGCCAACAGUGGAAGCUGGGGAAAAAAAUGAAAGACUACAUUAACACGUAAACAUGUUGCAUCGCUGAGAUUAAUGAUUUAUGCUGCCUUCAUGUUUAAUACAUAUGCAUGUACAGUACAAAAAACAAUUUUGUAAAUUUUUCGAAUGCUAUAAAUCAUUACAAAUAAACGUUAUGAGUAUCAAUACAAU
This is a messenger RNA of Trachymyrmex septentrionalis, 1001 nucleotides long. Its product is annotated as cold shock protein 2-like. The transcript is spliced from 6 exons. The coding region runs from base 69 to 842 and encodes 257 amino acids. The record is from RefSeq and is a predicted model, not a curated record. Lineage: Eukaryota; Metazoa; Arthropoda; Insecta; Hymenoptera; Formicidae.